Messenger RNA from Pundamilia nyererei, 4220 nucleotides. RefSeq names its product ABR activator of RhoGEF and GTPase (gene abr). Gene Ontology annotation, biological process: protein phosphorylation; positive regulation of GTPase activity; intracellular signal transduction. The record is from RefSeq and is a predicted model, not a curated record. The transcript is spliced from 23 exons. NCBI's taxonomy places the organism in Eukaryota, Metazoa, Chordata, Actinopteri, Cichliformes, Cichlidae. Gene Ontology annotation, molecular function: protein serine/threonine kinase activity; GTPase activator activity; guanyl-nucleotide exchange factor activity. Bases 262 to 3591 code for a protein of 1109 amino acids. Gene Ontology annotation, cellular component: membrane.
ACUUUUCAGCGUAGUGGCAAACUUGUCUGCAUUAGACGCAGGAGUGCGCCGUGCGCCAGUUACGUGUAGGAGGUGCAAGAUGGUCAGAAAGUGCUCAAGUUAAUACCGUUUAUUUGUUUGUUUUUUUUCUUUUCCGGAAAACAAGUGAGAAAGGAACGUGGAUUUACGCGACAGUGUCGGUGAAGACAACAGUUAGCUUCAAUAUUUUCUGACUUGCAUGACAAGACUGCGACGGGCGUGAAGCCCCGCGUGAACAUCAAUAUGUGGGAGCAGGAGGAAUUCGAAAAACACUGGAGGAAAGAAUUUCCCGACGGAAAAGUACCCCAGAUGGAUUUGAACUCUGUAGAGGACAUCGAGUCCGAGCUGGAGACAUGCAAAGCCAACCUGAAGAGGCUCCAGAAGGCUCUGGCAGAGGAGAAAUUCAAGGUGAUUUACCUGGAGACCACCGUGGCCCGACAGAAGAGAAACGACCCGGAAAGGUUUGAAGGCAAAGAUGAAAACUUUAACGCUGACAUGUCGACCUUUUCCAAAACGGAGAAUAUCAGGAAACCGCCGCGGCGGGACGCCGAGCGUGACGAGGGGAGAAUGAAGGCGCUGGACCCCGGUGGCAUGAAGCACCACGCUGCGGGUAGCAACACAGCGGGGCUCACCAGCUCCUUCGGCCGGGAGCGAGGCAGGUUCAGCGGCAAGAUGGGCAAACCAGUCCCUAUCCCGGUUCCGCCACAGAAGCCCAUGUUUUGUAGAGUGGACACGGCCCCUGCCAUCGUCCAGCGUGCAAAUGACAACGAGGAAGGCAGCGACCGGGAAUAUGAGGAUUUGGAGCUGAAUGAAAAUUUCGUCAGGAAUAACUUGUUGGCACCAAAGACUGCGGGAAGAGACGGUAAGAAGACUUCCAGCGCUCACCGGGACAGCCGGCGGCCUUUCCGCCACAGCAGGGAGUUUGACUCCGAUGAUGGCAGACUGUCACCGUCCUUCCCCCACAUUCAACGCAGACCCUCCCGAGGCUCGGGGUGCAGCACCCCAGAGAGGAGGAGUGAUGGGUACCUGAGCUCCGACCACGAUGACUCCUCUUCCGCAGACUUUAACUAUAACACAGAUGGAUACGAGGGGGACGCAGGAGAGGACGGCAAGUCCCAGGAUGGCUCAGAAACGCUGCCCUUUAUAGAUGAAUCGCCCACCAUGUCACCCCAGCUCUGCGCGCCCCAAGGGCCAGAUGGAGAAACCGUGUCACCCACACCUCUGCUGGCUGGGGGAGACAUCGAGAAAGGACUGGAGAUGAAGAGACUGGUGCUGUCUGGAUUCCUGGCCAGCGAGGAGAUCUACAUUAACCAGCUGGAGGCCCUGCUACUGCCCAUGCGACCCCUGAAAGCAACAGCCACGACCUCUCAGCCUGUCCUGACCAUCCAGCAGGUAGAGACCAUCUUCUACAAAAUCCAGGACAUCUUCGAGAUCCACAAAGAGUUCUACGACGCCCUCCUACCCAGCAUCCAGCAGUGGGACGAGAAGGUCACCGUGGGACAUUUGUUCCAGAAGCUGGCCAGCCAGCUGGGCGUGUACAAGGCCUUUGUGGACAACUACAAGGUGGCGCUGGAGACGGCAGAGAAAUGCAGCCAAGCCAACAGCCAGUUCCAGAAGAUAUCUGAGAACCUCAAAGUAAAAGGUCCUAAAGACUCCAAAGUCUGUACAACAACUAGUUCAAUGGAGGCUCUCCUUUACAAGCCGAUUGACCGUGUUACCAGAAGCACCCUGGUUCUUCAUGAUUUGCUGAAACACACUCCAAAGGACCACCCGGACUUCCCCCUCCUGCAGGACGCUCUGCGGAUUUCUCAGAACUUCCUCUCCUCCAUCAAUGAGGAGAUUGACCCUCGCAGGACUGCUGUUACUACACCCAAGGGCGAGGCCCGUCAGCUGGUGAAGGAUGGCUUCCUGGUGGAGGUGUCGGAAAGCUCCAGGAAGCUACGGCACGUCUUCCUCUUCACCGAUCUGCUGCUCUGUGCCAAGAUGAAAAAGACGGCUGUGGGUCGCCAUCAGCAGUAUGAGUGCAAGUGGUACAUCCCUCUAGCGGACUUAACUUUCCAAACCCUGGACGACUCGGAUGCUUGCCCGAGCAUCCAGGUCCUGCCAGAGCACGAGAUUGAGGAGAUGAAGAUCAAGAUCUCGGUCUUAAAGAAUGAGAUACAGAAAGAGAAGAAAGCACCGAAGGGCCAGAGCCGCGUGGAGCGUCUCAGGAAGAAGAUGAACGAGCAGGAGUCCUGGUUGCUCCUGCACUCCCCCACCAUCCCCUUUCGCAUCCACAACAAACAUGGAAAGAGCUACCUGUUCCUGCUAUCCUCUGACUACGAGAGGUCAGAGUGGAGGGAAAGCAUUCAGAAACUCCAAAAGAAAGACCUCCAGUCAUGCGUGUUAAGUUCUGUAGAGCUCCAAGUAUUGACCAGCUCUUGUUUCAAACUCCGAACAGUCCACAACAUUCCUGUCACCGGCAACAAAGACGAUGAGGAGACUCCUGGCCUGUACGGCUUUCUGCAUGUGAUUGUCCACUCUGCCAAAGGAUUCGAGCAGUCAGCCAAUCUAUACUGCACUCUCGAAGUAGACUCAUUUGGAUACUUUGUCAGCAAGGCCAAGACCCGAGUCUUCAGGGACACCACGGAGCCUCAGUGGAACGAAGAGUUUGAGAUUGAGUUGGAGGGCUCCCAGUACCUUCGGAUCCUGUGCUACGAGAAGUGUUACGACAAAAGCAUGCUGAACAAAGACGACAAUGAGAUUGUGGACAAGAUUAUGGGCAAAGGGCAAGUCCAGCUGGAUCCUCAGACUGUGCAGUCCAAGAACUGGCACAUGGAUGUCAUAGAGAUGAAUGGGAUUAAAGUGGAAUUCUCCAUGAAGUUUACAAGUCGAGACCUCAGCUUAAAGAGAACGCCGUCCAAAAAACAGAGUGGCGUGUUUGGAGUCAAAAUCAACGUUGUUACAAAGCGCGAGCGCUCCAAGGUGCCUUACAUAGUCCGUCAGUGCAUUGAGGAGGUGGAGAAGAGGGGGAUCGAUGAAGUGGGAAUCUACAGGAUCUCAGGGGUGGCCACUGAUAUCCAGGCCCUCAAAUCAGCAUUCGAUACCAAUACCAAAGAUAUCCUGGUGAUGCUGAGCGACAUGGACAUCAACGCCAUUGCAGGAACGCUGAAGCUGUACUUCAGGGAGCUGCCGGAGCCUCUUCUCACUGACCGCCUCUAUCCCGCCUUCAUGGAGGGCAUAGCUCUCUCAGACCCAGCAGCCAAGGAGAACUGCAUGAUGCACCUCCUGCGCUCGCUGCCUGACCCCAACAUCAUGACCUUCCUCACGCUGCUGGAGCACCUCAAACGGGUGGCUGAGAAGGAGCCCAUCAACAAGAUGUCCCUUCAUAACCUGGCCACCGUGUUCGGCCCCACUCUGCUCAGGCCCUCAGAGUCAGAGAGCGCGAAGGGACAGCACAUCACCUCCGCUUCUGACAUCUGGUCACAUGACGUCAUGGCACAGGUCCAGGUGCUGCUCUACUACCUGCAGCAUCCUCCCAUCUCCUAUGCUGAGCUGAAGCGAAACACACUCUACUUCUCCACCGAUGUUUAAUCCCCGGCCACCUCCCACAGGGCUUCACCUGGAGACGAAAGAGUGAGAGAGAGAGAGACUCCAUACAAACAUUGGUCCCCAGCAGUCAGUAAUCCUGCCUCAGCUCUCCCUCGCCCACAGCAGGCAGCUCGUCUCAACUGUACAGCCCCCCAAUCCCCCAGCCCUCCCCUUCCACAUCUCCCUUCCGUUUAAACCCCACAUCCACCCGACCCUACCACACCCAGUCCUGUGAGGAGAUGGAGCCGGGCACGUGAAGGAGAUUUCCGGGGCGUCUUAAUAGUCAUGUGUCGUGUCCUGUAAACGUGAGGAGAGCCCAGCCGCUUCCCACUGGCAAGAAGACAGGGAGUUAUGGGACCACUGUGGGGAAAAUGGGAGGGGACAAGGGGCUGGAGGCCACAGCCUGGCGCAGUGGCACAGGAUCAUGCCUCGGCGUGUGGGGUGUUGUCAUCCCUUUGCCAAGUUCUGGUUUGAUGAUUUGAAAAACCAGUCGACUCAAACUCUACUUUCUGUUUUUGUUUUCUUGGUCAGAGGCAUUCCACAAAUAAAGGCAUUUACAUGUUUUGGAAUAAUGUUUAGCACCUGAUUUUUGUUUCCUUCCCUGGGCUUUGUGUGUGUGUGUGAGGGGGUGU